GUAGGCAGUUAAGCCUACCCUAAAGUCUGUAAGUCGGCGAAAUUAUUUUAUGUUUUUUGGACGUGCGUAGCUCAAUAGACUACCCUACCAUAAACGCUGCCAGCCAUGUCCCGUUACGGUUCAUUAGGCCACAUGGUCAGCACGGGCCGGAAGGACACUUUCGGUUGACAAACUUUAAUUUAUAAUACUUUUUCCCCCGCCGAAAAUGGGAAGACUCUGCGAGAAAAAUAACUCCACCCCUCAACUGUGUAAGGAGUUACGCCUUCUCCGAAAAGUUUAUAUAUACUGCGGAAGGGCGUCAAAACAGAUAUAAUCAGUCGAGCCUCCAAUUCUGCAUCAUCGAACAUUCUAUACUGAUUCCGUAACAUUGUAUUCAAUAGCAUUUCUGUAAUAUCACACAUAGUCUCCAUAGUUCACAUUAAACACCUUACCUCUUGCAAACACACUAUUGCGAGCAAUAUUUAUUCAUUUCACACCUAACCUAUCUCGCGACAAUUGGUGACCCCGACGUGAUCGCGACGUGAGUGUUACGUGACUUUGUGAAAAGUUCAGUGACAAAGUGCAAAGACACAGUUAAAUAUAAGAGACUUCAUACAGACAUUUACUUAGUUUACAUAGAGACACACAUAGUUAUAUUUAGUUCAAUAAGUGCGAAUUUAGUGUUAGUGAUGGCUGAUGAAGAUAGAGACGUUUUCUUCAGCCCGCAAAAGAGUGGAAAUCUGCAGCAAGGAUCAAACCCCUUUGAGGUGUCGAACAUCGACCGUGUGGGCAUCAGAGUUCCACCCUUUUGGUCCAGUAACCCGCUGCUCUGGUUUCAUCAAUUGGAAUCACAAUUCGCACUCAACAACAUAACUGUGGAUUCCACAAAAUAUUUCUAUGUGACGUCGUUUUUGGACAUUAAAUGCUUGCAAGAGGUCGAGGAUGUUAUACAAAAUCCUCCUGAUACUGGAAGAUACGAGAAGAUCAAGGAGGAGCUAAUACGGAGGUUAUCCAGAUCGCAGGAGCAACGGAUUCAGCAGCUCCUGGAACAUGAAGAAAUUGGCGAUAGGACACCUUCGCAAUUUUUACGCCAUCUCCGCAACCUGGCUGGGGAUAUUAAAGUGCCGGAAAAUUUCCUGAGGACGAUCUGGAUGAAUCGACUGCCAGCAUCAAUGCGGACCAUCCUCGCCACGCAGAUGGAUGCAUCUCUCGAAAAGAUGGCGGAGUUGGCUGAUAAAGUCAACGAAAUUACGCCUAUCGGCAAAUGUGCAGCCGUCUCCACGGACACCCGAUUUGAAUUAUUGUGCGAGCAAAUGGCGCGACUAACUCAGCAAGUCGCGGAGCUCGCGAAGCACAAUUCCACGCAGCGUCCUGGGAGAUCUACUUUCCGCGGACGGAGGAAGUGGCGGAACUACGGCCGCAGCUCCAGCCGAAGCCGGAACAACAGCCGCAGCCCCAGCCCGUCGCAGCCAGGUGUUUGUUGGUAUCACCGAAGAUUUGGCGACAGGUCAACAAGGUGCACCAUCCCCUGCACGUAUCAACAGCAACAUCAGGGAAACGAGGCCGAUCGACCUUAGAUGCGGCAGAAGUCGUCGAUCCUACAACGAGCCGCCUAUUCGUAAGCGAUAGAGUAAGCAAAGUAGAAUUUUUAAUAGACACGGGCGCC
Megachile rotundata (alfalfa leafcutting bee) is the source of this 1645-nucleotide messenger RNA. RefSeq lists its product as uncharacterized. The record is from RefSeq and is a predicted model, not a curated record. Lineage: Eukaryota; Metazoa; Arthropoda; Insecta; Hymenoptera; Megachilidae.